GAUUUCUAAAAAUUAAAUAAAAUUUAUAAAUGGAUUUAAUAAACAAAAAAUCUAAGUUGGAUGAUGGUAUCCUGAGAGCCGAAGUUGAAAUAGAUUCCGUUAACGACGAUUUGAAUAGGCCGGGUCAGUCAGAUUCCUAUUACUCGGAUACUUCUUCAUCUAACUUUAAUAAAAAUAAAGCUACAAGCUGCGAUUUUACUGAAUCUUGGGACAAUACGGCCGUUAAUCAACAAAUUGUUGAUAAAUCUAUUUAUAAUAGUGAUUUAAACAAAAGUUUUGAAAACAAUGUUGAGCAGAGUUUAGAAAACAGUACAAAUAAUACUUUAGAAACUGGUACCGACUAUGUGAUGGAUUCUGUACCAAAGACUGAUUUAAAAUCUGAAUUGAAAAAUGAUUUAAAUAGCGUAGAGAACGAAAUAAUCGAAGAAUUAAAUAAUAAUGUAGAAAUAAUGGAACUUAUGGAAAAUAUCGAAAAUAAUGUCAAAUUUACUACCAGAACACGCUUCAAUUAUGAUCUAGAUGACAAGUUUAAUAUGGACCAUUUUUUGCAAAAUAGUUCCGACCCUAGUAAUGUUGACGAAGUCUUUGUUCCAAACUUAGAACAUGCAAUUGAUGACUACUUGUUAAAUACUAAAAGAGAUGUUUUUGAACCUAAACCAACAGAUUUUAGCCCUAAAUCACCAAAUCCCGAAUUAGAACUGGGGAGUUCCAUGAGUAAUUUAUCAAAUUGUGAAAAUGUAACUGAAGAAUUUUAUAAAUUUGAACUCGAGAAGAUGUGCAGAAUAAUAAAUGUUCUUAAGGAACAGUUAAACUUGAAAGACAAGGAGAUAUCAAAACUGUCUGACAAGGUUCACGAGUACAAUGCGUGGAAAUCGGAGCUUGAACCUAGUAAACAGGCCUCAGUAAUUCAGUAUAAGGCAGAAAAUGAUUCUGUCAUUGAAUUAAACUUUGCUAAACUCCAACUUUUAACAAAGGAAAAUGAAACCCUGGUACAACGUUUGAUGAAGAUGGAAGAAGAACAUAGAAUGAAGGAUGAUGAGUUGAAAGUAUUGCGUGAACGCAUAAUGGAGAAUGAAUUGGUCUCCAGCAAGUUUGACCGCGACUUAAAGUCGCUUGAACUCGACAAGCAAAUGCUCAAGAGCUCAAUUGAAGCUAUGGAGAAGAAGUUUAGGCAGAGGGAAGUGCAACUUAGACUAAACCUUGACAUGGAGUACCAGGGUCAACUAUCCAACGUUCUUAAGGAGAAGGAGGAACUCAUGGCACUUGUUGAUGAAAAGGACAAUGAAAUUGAAAAGUGUAAACAGCUUCUUAAAACUGCACAAGUUGAGUUUACACAACUAGUCAACUCCAUAUCAAAGAUGAGAGAAAUGUUAUCGAAGAAGAACCAAGAAAUAGAAAUGUAUAAAAAAAAUGUAUUAAAAUUAGAAACUAAGUUAAUAUCCAAUGACAAGAGCUCCGAAUUGAAGGUAUCUCUGGAAAAUCAAGCGAAGAUGAGAGAACAUAUUCGUCAGCUUGAGCGGAAGGUGGAGAUGAUUAAGGAGUCAUUUAAUGUACACUCUAGAUUAAAGGAGGAGAAUUUAUACCUUAAGGCCAAGGUCGACCAUUUGGAAAAGGGGACGACCACAGAAAUCAUAUCACAAAGUGUUCUCCAAUUAGGAAAUCAAAUCCUCCCACUAUCAUUAACUUCUUUUAAAAAUAACUAGUUUUUAAUCCUUUAAAAUAUAUUAGUAGUUUUUAU
This is a messenger RNA of Theileria parva strain Muguga, 1738 nucleotides long. RefSeq lists its product as uncharacterized. The record is from RefSeq and is a predicted model, not a curated record. The transcript has 3 exons. NCBI's taxonomy places the organism in Eukaryota, Apicomplexa, Aconoidasida, Piroplasmida, Theileriidae. The coding region runs from base 30 to 1703 and encodes 557 amino acids.